This is a messenger RNA of Exaiptasia diaphana, 1389 nucleotides long. RefSeq lists its product as uncharacterized. The annotation marks the transcript as partial. Gene Ontology annotation, biological process: DNA integration. Gene Ontology annotation, molecular function: nucleic acid binding. Lineage: Eukaryota; Metazoa; Cnidaria; Anthozoa; Actiniaria; Aiptasiidae. The record is from RefSeq and is a predicted model, not a curated record. The transcript has a single exon.
GGAAUCAACGUCCCAAUAGCUGAUGCUUUGUCCAGAAUAACACCACAGACAGGACCAACCGUAGGAGAACUACCAAGGAUUGAUGUUCACUGCAUCACGAAAACCCUGCCUGCCACGCCCACAAAGCUUCAACAGAUCAGAGAAGAAACAGAAAGAGACCCAACAUUGUCUCUACUCAGGGAGACCGUAUUCAAAGGAUGGCCAAGCCGACGAAGUGAAUGCCCAACUCCAUUACAUGACUACUGGAACUUCAGAGAAGAACUAACCAUAGAAGAUGGAAUUCUACUCAAGCAAGACAGAAUUGUCAUCCCGCCUAAACUACGAGUUGACAUCUUAACUUCAAUACAUCAAGGUCAUCUAGGCAUUGAGAAGUCUCUCCUUAAAGCAAGAUCCUGUGUAUAUUGGCCUGGGAUCACGAAAGACAUUACGCAACUUGUUGAACACUGUAACGCAUGUCAAAAGUAUCAAAAGAAGAACAGAAAAGAGCCAAUUCUGCAACCUGACACUCCAAGUCGACCAUGGGAAACACUCAGUUCUGACCUAUUUGAUUUCAAAGGUAAAACCUACCUGCUUGUAUCAGACCAGUACAGCAAGUUUCCUAUUAUACGCCAACUUACCAGUACAACCUCAGCAGCAAUCGUCAACCACYUCAAGAGUAUAUUCUCUGAACACGGUAUACCAUCGCGUCUUAUGACAGACAACGGACCACAGUAUGACUGCAGAGAAUUCAARUCCUUUACAGCAACGUAUGGCAUAGACCACGUGACUAGUUCACCACUCUACCCACAGUCGAACGGAUUUGCUGAGCGAAUGGUGCAAACCAUUAAGAACAUCCUGCRGAAAUGCGACGAACAAGGUGAUGACCCCUACCUGGGAAUCUUAUCUUACAGAACAACACCAGUAGAUAGCCAYCUUAARUCACCAGCAGAACUCCUCAAUGGUCGUAAAUUCAAGACAACUGUACCAUCUGCGCAAAGAGCCUUCCAUACUGGGAAUGAUAGAGACCAAAUACGACAAAGUCUACUUGAAAGGAAGGAAGAUCAGGGCAAAUACUACAAUCAGAAUGUCCGACCACUACAACAGCCMCUACGRGAUGGGCAACCAGUGCGUAUGUAUGACCACAAGAGGAAGACCUGGGAACCAKCGACGGUACAGCAGCCAGCUAAAGAACCAAGAUCCUACCUUGUAAAGAGGACAGAUAACGACACGGUGUACCGCAGAACCAGAUCUGACCUACGACCAGAUACAACAGCACAAAGACACGACACGACAGCAAGACCGCAAAACAAUGAGCAGAUACAACACAGCAACAAGGACUCAAGCACGCCUUGUCAUUAUACCACUAGACAUAGACGUGUUGUAAGGCCCCCUGCAAAACUAGACUUAUAA